Molecule: messenger RNA, 1559 nt
Organism: Pelobates fuscus (common spadefoot toad)
Lineage: Eukaryota; Metazoa; Chordata; Amphibia; Anura; Pelobatidae
Gene: CEP57L1
Product: centrosomal protein 57 like 1
Exons: 11
Coding region: 65-1501 (478 amino acids)
Cellular component (GO): centrosome
Molecular function (GO): identical protein binding; gamma-tubulin binding; microtubule binding
Source: RefSeq, a predicted model, not a curated record
CUGAGAGACGCGUUUCCUUGUAAACUGUGCCGUAAAACAACCGCACUGAGGAACAGCUUUUUAAAUGGACUCAUUAUUGAAGGACAGCAUGCUUGCAAGCUUCUGUCAGCCUCCUAAAGGCAUUCCGUUAUCUGAUCUGUUUGAAUCAUCUUCUUCUGGAAAAACAUCAUCUUCACCUUUGAAACUCUCAAAUUCUCAUUCGUAUGACAUACUUCAAGCACCAAAUAGUAAAGCGCUUUUCACUGCACUCAAGACUCUUCAGGAAAAGAUUUGCCGCCUUGAACUGGAGAAAUCCCGAGCUCAUGACCACUUGGCAAGCUUGUCCACAGAGACUGUUCAGCACAAGGCAUGUUUUGAUUCUGCAAAUGAAGGAAAGGACGCACCUCCGAAUGAAGUCACACAACAGAAAAGUGAUCUAGUGACCCAGGUCGAUGCUGCCAAGCAGCGUUGUUCUCUCCUAGAGAAGCAGCUGGAAUACAUGAGGAAGAUGGUUCAGAAUGCAGAGAUAGAAAAGAAUGCAGUAGCAGAAGAGGCAUUUCUUCACCAAGAUAAAACACAAGAUAAGCGGGAGGUACAUUUUAAACUGGAGAAGGUUGAUCAGUUACAGAAGGAAUGCACAAGACUUGCUAAUACUCAUCAGACUACAGAGAGCAAAAUUCAUCAGUUGGAGGAAAGACUGUGCGCAGAGCAACACCAAAGGAAAUUACUGCAAGAUAAAGCAGCACAACUUCAAACAGGUCUUGAAGUGAACAGAAUUUUCUUGUCUUCUGUGUCUGCUCAAAAGGUCCCUGCUUAUAAGAUUAAGAAAAAGAAGCAAGUAAAGAAAUCUCCUGGAAGUAAGGCUCCUGUUAAACACGUUUUACCAAAAAAUAAAGAGCUCCCAUUUGUCGCCGGUAAGUCUACAACGUCUAGUCACUCUCUCAGUGCAAAUGUGCAAACAGUCUUGCAUAUGAUAAAACUUCACAGCUCGCGGGUCAGCCAGCCACAAAAGAAAGAUGUCGAACACAAGCCUUUUAGGAGUCUUCCUGCUAGCCGACCUACACCCAGCUCCUCUGUAUCCUCCACUGGUGACAGUCUUACGGAUGUUUUGCUGGCUUUGCAAGAUGAACUGGGGCAAAUGAGUCUAGAACAUCAGGAGCUAUUGAAAUUAAUAAAUGAAACCGAGGACAAUGGUGUGCGUGAAGAUCUGGAGCGUGAGAUGGAUUAUCUUGUUAAGCAGAUGGAAACAAAGAGUGAACAAAUACUUAAGUUAAAACGCCAUCAAGAAAAUGUAAAAAGGAAAAAAUCCACUCAGCCAGUGAAAAAACUCUCUACAAAUGCGAUGCCUGCCCCAACUAUAAAGUGCGUGAGCACAGAGGCGCCUGCCACCCCAAGAACAAAGCAAGGGAGUCUGGUUAGGAGCUCCCCGAUUCCAAAAAACAAAACUUCAUUUCAACUGCUGAAAAGUGCACAGAAGAUUCAAAUGACUUUAAAGAAAGAUGACAUAAUGUGGGAGAAAUAGUACUGACUUUCUGCCAUGUGUUUUGUGUGUAUAUUUUCAUAAACCUUUUCAUUGUUAA